GGCCGGCCGCCGCUGCGCGCAGGCGCGGGGCGCGUCGCUGGUGUCCGGCGGCGGGCGCGAUGGGGCUGAGUCGUGUGCGCGCGGUCUUCUUCGACCUGGACAACACGCUCAUCGACACGGCCGGGGCAAGCAGGCUGGGCAUGCUGGAGGUGAUAAAGCUCUUGCAAUCAAAAUACCAUUAUGAAGAAGAGGCUGAGGUCAUCUGUGACAAAGUUCAAGUUAAGCUCAGCAAGGAGUGCUUUCACCCUUACAACACAUGCAUCACGGAGCUGAGGACUUCUCACUGGGAGGAAGCCAUCCGGGAGACCAGAGGGGGCGCUGGCGACAGGAAACUGGCCGAGGAGUGUUACUUCCUGUGGAAGUCCGCCCGUUUGCAGCACAUGACGCUGGCAGAGGACGUCAAGGCCAUGCUCACUGAACUUCGGAAGGAAGUGCGCCUGCUCCUGCUCACCAACGGGGACCGGCAGACGCAGAGGGAGAAGAUCGAGGCCUGCGCCUGUGCGUCCUACUUCGAUGCCAUCGUGAUCGGCGGGGAGUACCCGGAGGAGAAGCCGGCGCCCUCCAUAUUCUACCACUGCUGCGACCUGCUGGGAGUGCAGCCUGGAGACUGUGUGAUGGUCGGUGACACGCUAGAAACGGACAUCCAAGGAGGCCUCAACGCGGGACUGAAAGCGACCGUGUGGGUCAACAGGAGCGGCGGCGUGCCGCUCAAGUCCGCGCCGGUCCCGCAUUACGUGGUUUCCUCCGUGCUGGAGCUGCCCGCUCUGCUACCAAGCAUAGACCGUAAAGGCAGCAGGUCAGCCUGAAGCACGGGCAGGGCCACGACGGUGGGGCCCUGGGCUGCAUCCAGCACGCGC
Molecule: messenger RNA, 857 nt
Organism: Ochotona princeps (American pika)
Lineage: Eukaryota; Metazoa; Chordata; Mammalia; Lagomorpha; Ochotonidae
Gene: NANP
Product: N-acetylneuraminic acid phosphatase
Exons: 2
Coding region: 60-806 (248 amino acids)
Molecular function (GO): hydrolase activity
Source: RefSeq, a predicted model, not a curated record